Messenger RNA from Gossypium raimondii (Peruvian cotton), 1344 nucleotides. RefSeq names its product WD repeat-containing protein RUP2. Bases 34 to 1263 code for a protein of 409 amino acids. NCBI's taxonomy places the organism in Eukaryota, Viridiplantae, Streptophyta, Magnoliopsida, Malvales, Malvaceae. Gene Ontology annotation, molecular function: protein binding. Gene Ontology annotation, biological process: response to UV-B. The transcript has a single exon. The record is from RefSeq and is a predicted model, not a curated record.
CAACUUAAAUGUUGUAGCACUUUAUUGGACGGGAUGGGAGCCAUUGAUUGGUCUAAAAGUCCAAAACCCUCCAACACCACCAUCUCCCUUUCAUUUGAAUGGGCAAUGAAAAAUCUCUCCUCUGGAAUCCACCCAACCCUCCCUACGAAACAAACACUAAAACACCAAGGAGAUCGGUUGGAAAUACCAUCAGCAGCAGCUCGUUGUGAGUGGGAUUUUUCUCUUUCCACCGUCGUCUCCUCCAGCGCCAAUGCCGCCGUCUCCGACGCUCUUGGCUCCAUCGAAUUCGACCCUUCUAAUACCGUCGUAGCAACAGGAGGGAUCGCAAGAAAGAUUAGGAUUUACAGUUUGAAUUCUUUGCUACCGGAAGACAACAUCCAAUUAUUAACCCGAGGUGAACAAAACGAUACUGCCUUUCUAGACCAUGUUAAUGCAUGUAGCUUUUACAUAUGUACUCCAGCUAAGCUCAGCAGCCUUAGAUGGAGACCCGGUUCCGGAGGCCGCCUUCUCGGUUCGGGAGACUACGACGGGGUGGUCAUGGAAUAUGAUCUAGAGCGGAAGCUUCCGGUCUUCGAACGGGAUGAGCACGGCGGGAGACGGGUUUGGAGCGUGGACUAUUCGCAUUGGGAUCCAUUUGUUGGUGCAUCUGGCUCAGAUGAUGGCACCAUGCAAAUGUGGGACCCACGAUGUGGCGGCGAAGGAGGGGAAUGCGUGGCUAAGGUGCAGCCCGCCGCGGCUCGUAGCUCGGUCUGUUGCGUGGAGUUCAGCCCCUUCGGCGAUUCGUUAAUAGCGCUGGGAUGCGCAGACCGGAUGGCGUAUGCGUACGAUGUGCGGAAAAUGGUGGAGCCUUUGCAUGUGUUGGAAGGACAUACGAAAACGGUGACGUACGUUAGAUUUUUGGAUGCCCAAACAAUGGUUUCAGCAGGAACGGAUGGGUGUUUAAAGCUGUGGAAUAUGAGUGAUUGUGGUUUGAUUAGAACGUGCAAAGGGCAUGUGAAUAGUCGAAGCUUCGUUGGGCUGUCAGUUUGGAGACAUGGUGGGUUGCUUGGAUGUGGGUCAGAAAAUAACCAGGUAUUUGUUUAUGAUAAGAGGUGGGAUGAGCCCAUUUGCGCGCGGGGGUUGGAGCCAAUGGCUAGACCUGGGUUCGGCCAUGCCUUCGUCAGUAGCGUAUGCUGGAGGCAAGUCCAGGAAGACCACUGCACACUUUUGGCUGGGGGUUCCGAUGGGGUUUUACAGGUUUUUGUGGGCACAAAAAUAUCAUAGCCUUAUUAUUCCUACAUUUUUUUUUUAACUUUCUACUUUCGGAUUAUUACAAUAUUGCUAAUUAUAAACAUUUUAUUUUCA